GCUGCCCCCAACAGAGAUGGCGGCCGGGGCUUCUGUAAGAGCUGACUGAUUCUUAACACCCGGGCUAGCCUACCGCGGGGAGAGAAGAGUGAGCAGCUCAGGAGGAUGGAGGAGGAGGGCGGCGGCAGCAGCAGCACCGGCACGGGCACCGGCACCGGCACCGGCAGCACUGGCAGCGGUGGCACGGUCAGCGGAGGCUUGCAGCAAAGGGAGCUGGAGCACAUGGCAGAGAUCCUGGUCACCGGGGAGCAGCUACGGCUCAGGCUACAUGAAGAAAAAGUGAUUAAAGAUCGAAGACACCACCUCAAGACGUAUCCAAAUUGCUUUGUGGCCAAAGAGCUAAUUGACUGGCUGAUUGAUCGAAAAGAAGCUUCUGAUAGAGAGACAGCUAUUAAACUAAUGCAGAAAUUGGCAGACCGGGGCAUUAUUCAUCAUGUGUGUGAUGAGCAUAAGGAAUUCAAGGAUGUCAAACUCUUCUACCGCUUCAGGAAAGAUGAUGGAACCUUCCCUUUGGAUAAUGAAGUGAAAGUAUUCAUGAGAGGACAGAGAUUGUAUGAAAAGCUGAUGAGUUCUGAAAACACGCUCUUGCAGCCGAGGGAGGAGGAAGGCAUCAAGUAUGAGCGGACCUUCAUGGCCUCCGAGCUCCUCGAUUGGCUGGUUCAGGAAGGAGAGGCUACCACCAGGAAUGAAGCCGAGCAACUUUGUCACAGGCUUCUGGAGCACGGUAUCAUCCAGCACGUGUCUAAUAAGCACGCCUUUGUGGAUAGCAACCUUCUCUACCAGUUUAGAAUGAAUUUCCGUCGGAGAAGAAGGCUAAUGGAACUGCUCAAUGAACGAUCUCCCUCCUCCCAGGAAACCCACGAUAGCCCCUUUUGCUUGAGGAAACAGAACAGUGACAACCGAAAACCCACCAGUUUUAUGUCAGUGAGCCCAAGCAAGGAGAUCAAGAUAGUGUCUGCGGUGAGAAGGAGCAGCAUGAGCAGCUGUGGCAGCAGCGGUUACUUCAGCAGCAGCCCGACCCUCAGCGGCAGCCCCCCAGUGCUUUGCAACCCCAAGUCAGUGUUAAAGAGACCAGUCACUUCUGAAGAACUUCUGACACCUGGGGCUCCAUAUGCAAGAAAGACUUUCACUAUUGUUGGUGAUGCAGUGGGAUGGGGCUUUGUUGUAAGAGGAAGCAAGCCAUGUCAUAUCCAGGCUGUGGAUCCCAGUGGCCCAGCAGCUGCAGCUGGAAUGAAGGUCUGUCAGUUCGUUGUUUCUGUGAAUGGUCUCAACGUCCUGCAUGUUGACUACCGGACCGUGAGCAAUCUGAUUCUGACUGGCCCUCGGACUAUCGUGAUGGAAGUCAUGGAAGAGCUGGAGUACUAAGGAGGCGAUUUCCCCCUUUCACCACUGUAUCAGACAAAUAUGAUCAUAACUACCUGCAAAGAGUAAUACAAAACAAUGCAAGGGGAAAGCUGCCUUCCCCACCUAAAUGGAUGGCAGUGACCAUUUGUGUCCCUUACCCCCUUUAGUUUACUUUCAUAUGUGAUUUAAAUGUGCAAGUGCCCUUUAAGAAAUCCAUCCUUCUUCUCAUUUAGAAAACUGAACUUACCAUUAUACAGUGCCACCUAC
Molecule: messenger RNA, 1611 nt
Organism: Vombatus ursinus (common wombat)
Lineage: Eukaryota; Metazoa; Chordata; Mammalia; Diprotodontia; Vombatidae
Gene: DEPTOR
Product: DEP domain containing MTOR interacting protein
Exons: 9
Coding region: 106-1365 (419 amino acids)
Biological process (GO): intracellular signal transduction; negative regulation of TOR signaling
Molecular function (GO): protein binding
Source: RefSeq, a predicted model, not a curated record